Molecule: messenger RNA, 720 nt
Organism: Habropoda laboriosa
Lineage: Eukaryota; Metazoa; Arthropoda; Insecta; Hymenoptera; Apidae
Product: cytochrome b5 domain-containing protein 1
Exons: 2
Coding region: 1-720 (239 amino acids)
Source: RefSeq, a predicted model, not a curated record
AUGUCACCUGUGAAUCGAUGUUUUUGUUCCGAGGGAAAAUAUCCUUGCGACGUUGUUGCAGAUUACGAACACGGUUCUUGUAAAACAGUCGAGUAUUUUUUACCAACAGAAGUUGUAGUACACAAUACACCAACCGAUUGUUGGGUCUCGUACAAUUCCGGAGUGUACGAUUUAACCGAUCUCUGUGAAAUUUGGGCGAAUAAAAAAGAAAUCGAGCCAAUAUUGGCCCAUGCUGGUAAAGAUAUAAGUCACUGGUUCGAUCACGAAACGAACGAUAUUAAACGUCAUAUACACCCUGUUACGGGGGUAAUGGUGCCGUAUUGCCCUCACGGGCCGAUUCCGGAUCUACCAUCUUCGGUAGUACCAUCUUCCACUUGGCGACCACUGGACAAAUGUCCAUGGUGGCUCGACGAAACAUACAAAAAGGGAUACUUGACGAAAAAUCCACGGCCGUGUAGAAUUUUAAACGUCCUUACCGGAACACAAGUCGUUAUAAUGGUUUGCGAGGAGGAUUCCAUUAAACGCAUACAAGAACGCGGCCUGAUUUAUAACGCAAACGGGGUUACGUGUUACACCUGGAAAUUUGAGGGAAAAGAGAUCAAUCUCCAUUCGACACUGACAGAAAAUGGUAUUCCGGAUGAACGGGACCGUUUUACCGCCUGUGGCCUUCCCGACGAUUACUACAUCCCAUGUCUCAUGUGUUACUACAACGAAAACUAA